Molecule: messenger RNA, 2184 nt
Organism: Gilbertella persicaria
Lineage: Eukaryota; Fungi; Mucoromycota; Mucoromycetes; Mucorales; Choanephoraceae
Product: P-loop containing nucleoside triphosphate hydrolase protein
Exons: 2
Coding region: 1-2184 (727 amino acids)
Molecular function (GO): ATP binding; nucleic acid binding; RNA helicase activity
Source: RefSeq, a predicted model, not a curated record
AUGACUAUUGACGAUGACGACCAAGUCGUUAUCGAAGAAGAAGAAGUGACGCAACUAUCCGAGGCAGAACAAGAAAAGCCUGUGGAUAAAAAAGCAGCCAAAAAAUUAAAGAAGCAAAAGCAAAAAGAGAAAGCAAAGACCGAGAAACAAGAAGAAGAAUUUGAUACUGAAUUCACAUUUUCCAUGGAUGGUGGAGGAAGACACACCCAUAAAGAUUGGGACUUUAGUGCUGCUCGAGACAUGUUGAAAUCAAAACAACAAGUGGAGCGUACUGAUAUUGAUGAAAUUAUUGCUAAAAAGAGACAAGAAGCAAAGGAUGCUAAGAAGGCUAAAAAACAACAACAAGAAGAAGAAAAAGAAGAAGACGAAGAAGAAGUUGUAGCUGAAGAAACAGACGACGAUGAUGAUGAUGAUUUGGCAUUAGAUGGUUUUGGUGCUGGUGCCGAAAGAAUUGAACCCGAAGAAGAAGAAGAAGAUAGUGACAGUGAUACUUCCGAAGAUGAAGAUGAAGAAGUAGAAGAUGUCAAUGUAGAUAGUGAUCAAGAAGCAGAAGAAGAUGAAGAAGAGAAAAAGCGUAAACAAGCAUAUUUUGCAGAUGAAUCCGAGACAGUAACAGAAGAACAUCAAUCAUUUGCUUCUAUGAACUUGUCUCGUCCUAUUCUUAAGGGUUUAUCUAAUGUUGGUUUCAUUAAGCCUACAGAUAUUCAAUCACGUACGAUUCCUGUUGCAUUGAUGGGUAAAGAUAUCUGUGGUGGUGCUGUCACAGGUUCUGGUAAGACAGCUGCUUUCAUCGUGCCUAUUCUGGAACGUCUUCUCUAUCGACCCAGACAGACACCUACCACCCGUGUCUUGAUUCUCUGUCCUACCCGUGAAUUGGCCGCUCAAGUACACAGUGUGGCUGUCAAACUUGCUAAUUUUACAGAUAUUACCUUCUGUCUCUGUGUGGGUGGUCUCAGUGUUAAGACACAAGAACAAGAACUCAAAUUGAAGCCUGAUGUAGUGGUAGCCACACCAGGUCGUUUGAUUGACCAUGUACGCAACUCAACUGGUUUCCAUCUAGAUGCUUGCGAAAUUCUCGUGAUGGACGAAGCUGAUCGUAUGCUGGAAGACGGUUUUGCAGACGAAUUAGACGAGAUCAUCAAGUCCUGUCCUCGUUCAAGACAGACCAUGUUGUUCUCUGCUACCAUGACAGACAAUGUGGAUCAAUUGGUUCGUAUGUCACUCAAUAAUCCAGUCCGUUUGUUUAUCGACAAGAAUAAUCAAGCUGCUUCCCGUUUGGUUCAAGAGUUUGUUCGUAUCCGUCAAACCCGUGAAUCUGAUCGUUCUGCUGUCUUGUUGGCCUUGUGUCGCAAGACCUUCAAGAACAAAGUGAUUGUGUUCUUCCGUUCCAAAGCUGCUGCUCAUCAGAUGAAGAUCUUGUUUGGUCUCAUGGGUCUUUCUGCUGCUGAAUUGCAUGGUAAUUUGACGCAAGAACAACGUCUGGAAGCAUUGGAGCGAUUCAGAGAUAAUGAAGUCGACUUUUUGUUGGCUACAGAUUUAGCUGCUCGUGGUCUGGAUAUCAAAGGGAUUGAGACCGUCAUUAAUUACAACAUGCCUACCCAGUUUGCUCAAUACUUGCAUCGUGUGGGGCGUACAGCCAGAGCAGGUCGUAAUGGUCGUUCUGUCACAUUAGUAGGUGAAGCAGAUCGUAAGAUGCUCAAAAUGGCUAUCAAAUCAGCCCAAGGUUCUCAAGUCAAGAACCGUGUGGUCAAUCAUGACUUGAUUCAAAAAUACAAGCAAAAAGUAGAGAGUUUAUCUGAUCAAAUCAAGGAAGUGUUGGCUGAAGAAAAAGAAGAAAAAGCACUUAGAAAUGCUGAAAUGCAAUUGAAAAAGAGUGAAAACAUGCUGCUUCAUUCAGACGAAAUUUAUGCCCGACCUGCUCGAACAUGGUUCCAAACAGGCUCAGAGAAGAAAAAGGCUCAAAAGACAAGUAAAGCUGAACAUCUUGCUAAAUAUGGUGUGACUGAAGAAAAACCUGUCAAGAAAGAAAAGAAGGACAAAUAUGCUGGUAUGAGUCGUCAUAAGCGAAGAAGAUUGCAGGCCAUGGAAGAAGAUGAUGAAGACAGUGGUCGACUUCAAAAAGUAGCUGCCAGAGCAGCCAAGAAGUCUUCACGACCUGCUCCUAUCAAAAAAAUGAGAAAAUAA